Messenger RNA from Xylaria bambusicola, 1857 nucleotides. RefSeq lists its product as uncharacterized. Bases 1 to 1857 code for a protein of 618 amino acids. Lineage: Eukaryota; Fungi; Ascomycota; Sordariomycetes; Xylariales; Xylariaceae. The transcript has 4 exons. The record is from RefSeq and is a predicted model, not a curated record.
AUGAAGAUACAUUCCGGAUAUUCAUUAAUCCUCAGUCUCGUACUGGUAUCGGACUUCAGUACAGCUCAGGAAACAUAUCCGCUCUAUGUCCCUAGAAACCCUUCACCACCAGACACUUUGAGUGCCCUAGCACAGACAUUGUAUCAAACCAAGCUUUCGAGACGCGAAAAGAGUCCCAAAAACACUACCACAAUAGCGAAGAGUUGGGAUGGUGCGACAUUGUUCAGCCUCGAUGGCGGGCUACCAAGCAAAGGAAGUACAUCGAUAUCGGCCGGGAUUGAAGUGACAUGCACAACGUGCUAUGUGAAAGGGAACAUCACAGCUGAACUUGGCUUCGACGGCGAUUUCAAUUUCACCCAAGCAAUCACGAACUUCACGAGAGACGUCGCAGAAGAGAUCGGGAAUGUGACGGAUGCCGCCAUUUCCUACCUACACAACGAGACCGUCGGAUUUCUGAAGAACUUGACGGAUGAUCUUGACUUCAGCGACAUUAGUUUUGCGCCCUUGGAUGUAGACUUUAAUGUCGAUGUGCCAGAUAUUCCCGAGUGUCGUCUGCGAUUCCAGUUUGAUGAUCUGGAGCUUUACAUGUUAAUAGACACCGUUCUCUCGGCAGGAACAACUUAUACGCUCAACCUCUACUCGACGAAUACCCCACUCGGACUCUCUGUGGACAGCGAGACGUUUGUGGGUGUCAUUGCCUCUAUUGACCUUAUCUUAGGCGCCGAUGCAGACAUCAACAUAAGUAGCGGCGUGCACAUUAGGGUUGAUGACGGGAUGACCUUGGACCUUUCACUUUUCAGUCAGAACGUUACUAGUGUGACUUUCAACGGAGGGACCUUCGCAUUCCUGCCCGUCACCGUCCAGACGGCGAACGGCGUCCUUACGGCGAGGUUACGCUUCGGCGUACACGCAGGGGUAUCUCUAGAAAGUAAAGAGUUAUCGCCAUUCAUACCGGUUAGUACUGGAACGGAGGUUUUGGUCUACGCGGAUUUGGCCGAAUUCACGACGAACAUCACAGCCGUGCCUGACGGCGACGAUACCGAUUGCCAAUUGCGAGUGCAACAGGUGUACCAGCUCGCGCUUGGCGCUGCUGCCGGCGCGACAAUUGCCAUUGGGCCCGAAACAUGGGGUCCUGCGCCGUCGACGAAGAUCCCAAUCUUCUAUACGACUCUGGCUGAUGAGUGCGCAAGAAGUGCCACACAAACUACCGCCGUCACCAUCACCACGACGCCUACUCCAACAGUAGUUGCGAGAGCAGAUGACGAUAUGACAACGACGACACUCAGCGAUAAGGUCACCUUUACCGGUGUUUCAUGUAUAUUAACAGGGCUUGAUGAAUGCCCCGUAUCCCUACAAAGCACCACUAAGGUCACGAGCACGAGGACGCUAGUCGUCGAAGUGCCCUCGGGCUCAGAGGCUGCCUUCCCAGCAACGACGCAAGACGGAGUCUCCGAGUUAAUUCCCUUUGCCGAGAACAUCAAGACCGUAGCUGCGACGACGGGUAGUCCCGUUUCGUAUACCCCUCCGCCGCCACCACCAACAACAUCCUCGCCGUCAUCCUCUUCAGCCACUACAACAGCCGGCCAAGGUGGAGGAGAUGAGCAGCCACAGAAAACCUCCGGUACAGACAACCGGCCAUUGAUCAUCGGCCUCAGCGUCGGCCUCGGCGUGCCUUUCCUGGCUGCUAUUGUGGUUGGUAUAUACUUUGCCAUGAGACGGCGGAAGUACGCUGCCGUUGCUGGUGCAGAAGUAUUCCAGGUCGUCUCACCGCAACAUGAUGCAAGCAAUAUGAGUUUUAGAGAGAAGAAGACGGUAACGACGAUGAUCACGACAGUAAGGGGACCCGGGGGAAGGUGA